This is a messenger RNA of Vespula vulgaris, 9473 nucleotides long. RefSeq names its product cyclic nucleotide-gated cation channel beta-1-like. Gene Ontology annotation, molecular function: monoatomic ion channel activity; protein-containing complex binding. The coding region runs from base 4064 to 7900 and encodes 1278 amino acids. The transcript is spliced from 6 exons. Gene Ontology annotation, cellular component: membrane. Gene Ontology annotation, biological process: monoatomic ion transport; transmembrane transport. Lineage: Eukaryota; Metazoa; Arthropoda; Insecta; Hymenoptera; Vespidae. The record is from RefSeq and is a predicted model, not a curated record.
AUGCAAGAAAUAUAAAGCUAUUGCUUCAUUGAUUUUAUUAAUUUCUGAUGUUUUCUUUGAUAUCUCGAAGAGACAACAUAAAAUAUCGAAUUAAACAGUUGUAUUCAAUUUCUAUUCUCUAAAUUGAAACUCGAACCGUACAUCGAAAUUCGUAUUGGCAGAGUAGUAUAUAUCUUGUAACUAUGCUUAAUUGUGACGUAGACUCAUUAUUCUCGGGAAAGCACUCGCGGCAAAUAGACAAGCGUGUAAUCUAUUAUUUGAUAUCUAGAGAAUAGAGAUAGGUAUCGUGUAUCCAACGUAGUGGUCCGAUUCGUGAGAAUCAAUCACUUUCUCUCGCAGGAUUAAAGAGCUUUCUCUGCUUUUAUCUUUUAUUCUAUGGGAAGUAGUUAAAGGUAAUAUAGAGGAAGAAUAAUAAUGUUUUUAAAUGGAAAUGGUCAUUCUACGUUUCUUUUUCUUUUUCUUUUUCUUUCUCUUUCGAGAUUUACGAGAUCAAAUUGAUCAACUGAUGCAUAAAAUAAAAGGAAAAAAUACAGUUUAUCAACUUUAUGUUAUCGGAAAGUCAGUUUUUCAUAUAACCAUAAAUUCGAUAACGAAAGAAAAUGAAAAAGAAUAAAAAAGAAAAAAAAGGAAAAAGAAAAAACAAUAGAGGAUACUUUUUGUUAGAAGACUUAUAUAAACACAUUGAUCCCCAUAAACAUAGGAAAUAAAGCAAUAUCCAUAAAUUCGAAACUCACUCUUUAAUAUUUACAUUAAUAAAAGAAAGAAUGCAAUAAAUAGUGUAAUAAACAAGAACAAAAAUAAUUUUUAAAAAAUAAUAAUAGAAAAAAAAAGGAAAGAAAAAAUAAAUUAUUCUCGUUUAAUAUACACCGUUAUUAGAUACUACUCUUUCAUUCGCGAGUGAUUCUCUCGAACGAUGCUUCUCUAUGAUACGAAAUGCACAGGGAAUAUCUCUAUUAUAUACUUGUACGGUCCGAGUAUAGUAUAUUUACACAUUGAGUUCAUGAAAUAAUCUCCUAUAUAUACACCUUUCAUCAUACAGGGUCGUAGUUUUCUCGCACGCUUCUCUCAUAGUGAGUAGAUCAAAAAUGAAGGACUUGUCUGAAAAGAGAGAAUAAAUAGGAAGCCAUAUAAUACAUGGAGAAGAGUUGAAUAGAAUUGAUAGUCUGCUGUCAUUCUGCAUCCGUUUGUUAACUCCGUUAGAAUAAUUCGCAUAGCAAUUCCAUUUCUACAAGGAGAGAGCAUGAUAUCCCUUUUUUCGUAAUGUUCAUCAACUCUUUUGUCAUGAAAGUGCAUCGUGAGUUAUUCAUUCUUUCAAAUUUAUUUUUCUUUUUUUCUUUCUCUCUCUCUCUCUCUCUCUCUCUCUCUCUCUCUCUCUCUCUCUCUCUCUCUCUCUCUCUCUUUCUCUCUCUCUCGUACUGUUUUAAUCUACUUUAUACGUAACGAAAGAGCUUUUCUUCUCUUUCUCGAUAUUAAUCAAUCAGUUGUGAUAUUUAUAAAAAGAAAAUAAUAUUAUUAUAUUACAAACGAAAAACUCACGAGAACGUUGCUAGUUUGCAUUAAAAACGCUUACCUACGUUGUGUUUUAUGCAUCCGAAUUAUUAGACUUGCACACAUACAUUGAUCGUCGUGAAAAAAAUUUUUUUUACAACGUCUGCAUAAUUUUGUUCUUUUAUAAUUGAUUUUGAUUAAAUAACAAUUAUUUAUGAUCGUUGAUCGAUAGAUUUUUUUCUCGACGAUCGAUCUGUCAAAAAGCAUAGCUAUAUCUAUUAAUUGUAAGAAUUUUCAAUGAAUUACUCAAUCAAAGUAAGUAUUGAAAUAAAAAUCUAAGCUACGACCCUGUACUCACACAUGUGUACACUCGAAACAUGAUUACUCCUUCAUUAACGAUAUCAAACUCGAGCUAAAAUAUUGCAAUUUGUAAAUGUAUCCCAUAAUGUGCUUUCUAUUUGGAGAAUGAAGCAUAAAAUAUCCAAUUACUAUCUCGUUAUUACAGUUUUAUUUUUUUAUUUUAUCUUUUAUAUUAUACUUUUAUCUACAUAUCUGAUCGAUAAGGAAUCGAUUUUGUUUACUUUUUAUAGUAUAAAAUUACUAUAUAAUAUAUAAAAAGAUUUCUCAUUACAAAAUUUCAUUACUUAAUUUCAAAGGAGCAAUUUCUUUUUUCUUUAAUACAAAGGAAAAAUCUAAUUAUGAAAAGUAUAUAAAACCGCAAUUUUUUUAUUUCCUCUGGAAAAUCCGUCACGGAAAAUUUUCUCUUAUAAAAAUUUCAUUCUAACAACAACAAUAACAACAACAACAACAACAACAACAACACCAUCAACAACAAGAACAAGAACAACAACAACAGCAUCGACAACACGCACAAGAAUAAACACUUUACAUGGGUGUGUUAAAAUUGAAGAAUGCAAAAGUAGUAGCAUCUUCGAUAAAGAUCUUUAGUUACGUUCUAUCUCUGUCUAACGUACUUGGAUUCUCAAUGUUUCCAUCUUUGUCUGUUUGCCUAUCUAUCUGUCUGUCCGUCUGUCUGUCUGUCUGUCUGUCUGUCUGUCUGUCUGUCUCUCUGUCCGCUCUCUGCCAGUCUGUCGUCUGUCUGUCUGUCUGUCUGUCUGUCUGUCUGUCUGUCUGUCUGUCUGUUUGCCUCUUAUCCAUCUGAUGCUCUGGCUAAACUAUCUACUUACUUGAUUCUCGCUCACUCUCUUCUUCUUACUUUAUAUCUAUCAAAAAAAAAAAAAAAUACUGACUUGACUCUGCAUCAAUUUUAGAAUUAGAAUUAAUCGCCGAUUUGUCUCGAUUUUGUCUCGAAAAAGCAAACGCUGUUUGUUUCUUUCCAUGAACGUAUCUCUUAGGUAUUGAUAUUAACAGUGAUAGACCGUAGGAACCUUGUCUUUUGUUGUAUGCAACAAUAUUUACUGAUAUCACAUCGUUUGUUAGGUUGUAUGUGACGACGUGUGUUCUUGUCUUGUUCUUUAAAAAAAAAAAAAAUGAUAUACAUAAGUUAAUAAUAACAAAAAAAAAUAGGCACAAGGAUUGCGAUUAUGCAUUUUGAAGAUCACGUUCGAUCGCAUCUUAUUAAACUAAUGCAUGCGUUCUUACGUUGAACAAACUCUCACAAGCUUUUCUUUUUAUAAAAUAGUAUGGGCCCGAGAACAUGCUUGAAAAUUUAUUAAAACCCGUUUGCGCCGUUUUUAAUUUAAUUAUCAAUAAUAUCAAAUUAACGACGCGUAAAUAAUGUUUCUUAUUUGUUCUAAUAUAAUAAGAUGGAUCAUCUUUCGAAAUCAUGUUUUCGAAAAAUUUAAGCCUAGACAAUUUAUCGUUUAAAGAAAAAAAUUAAAGUUACGAUAAAGAUUACCGUUUACAUGGGCAACUCUAACAGAACAGAUUUACGAUAUGAUCCGACGUGUUCUCGAGUAUUUUAUUACAGGUAUCAACGAUAUAUCUUCGUUUGUUGUAAGUUUUACGACUUUUCAAGACAAUAGAACGUGAGAUUGCUUCGUCUCAAAACACUCGUGAUUUAGCUUUCGUUUUUAUGAUAUAUGUGUGUAUCCUUUACGAUCCAUCAAAUUUCUUUUUUUGUUUCUUUGGCGGUCAAAUUUAAAAACGUUAAAUCACUUUUAUAGUAUCAUAUAAAGUUUAAAUAGAUGGUUAAUAAAUUUCGUAUAAGAAAGUGAAAAGAAGACGCAACAUUUACGUUUCUUCCUCAGAUAGAAAUUUCGUUGCUUUUUUUUUUAGCACUACUGGCCCGAUCUCUUAGAUCAGUGUCUUUCAGAUUAUUGAAGGAAUAUAUUUCAUGUGUCAUAAGAUUGAAUAAAUUAACGAAUGUUGGAUAUGCAAUUUGAAAAACACUGUCAUAGAUAGAGAUUGUUCUCUGUAGUUCACUUCAUAUAGAAAAAGAAAGAGAUAAAUAAAAAAAAAACAGCAGAAAUCUUUGACAUAAAAUAGCUUGGACAAGAGUUUUAGUCAAUCCAUUAGUCCGAGUUAGAUCGAUCGUCGUACGUUUAAAAGUUCUUGAUCGGCGAUCCGUCGUUAUUUGUUUUCUGUUCGCAGAACAAAGAGCAAUCAACGUUGGAUGAAAUUACGAACAACGGUACAGCUAUCAUCCGCAAUAUCAACGAUCCAAAAGAAGCCGCCAUUAAAACGAGAAGAUUCCUUCUUGAAGAGAUUUUCAACGCGUCAAAUACCAGAAAGUCAAGAGACGGUAGAUACCGGCGAAGGUGAAGGUGACGCGACUGACGAAAAAGAUUCGAGUGGACGACGAAGAAGACGACCUAGAAGGACACAGAAAGCACCAAAAACGGUGGUCAAUCCUGACGAAAAUUUUUAUUACUAUUGGCUGAUGUUACUCUCAUCUUGUGUCCUUUAUAAUCUUUGGACACUUAUCGUCAGACAAAGUUUACCAGAAUUACAAGCAUUGGCACCGGUUGCUUGGCUUGCCUGCGACGGCUUUACGGAUCUAGUAUUUUUCUUAGACGUUGCUGUACAAUUUCGUACAGGUUAUCUCGAACAAGGACUGAUGGUCUACAACAGCAAAAAAUUAGCUGGACAUUAUCUCAAAUCUAAAUGCUUUGUACUCGACCUGUUAGCACUAUUACCACUUGAUCUAUUACAGGUCAAUCUCGGUAGCAAUCCAAUGUUAAGGUUUCCAAGGUUCCUCAAGAUCUAUCGCGUGUAUAAUUAUUAUUACAUGGUCGAGUCACGUACAGUUUAUCCAAAUUUAUGGCGUGUACUCAAUCUCAUUCAUAUAUUAUUAAUACUCGCACAUUGGUUCGGCUGUUUCUACUAUCUCCUAAGCGAAGCCGAAGGAUUCCAAGGUGACUGGGUCUACCCAUACAGACCGGGUGAAUAUGCGACCUUGACCAGGAAAUACCUAGGAUCUCUCUAUUGGUCUACUCUAACUCUGACGACGAUCGGCGAUCUACCCACACCGGAAACCAACGCCGAGUAUGUCUUCACGAUAGUCAGCUACCUGAUCGGCGUCUUCAUAUUCGCAACGAUCGUCGGACAGGUUGGAAACGUGAUCACCAACAGGAACGCUAAUCGAUUGGAGUUCGAGAGACUGCUUGAUGGCGCGAAGACUUACAUGAGGCAUCACAAAGUGCCUGGUGGAAUGAAAAGGAGGGUUCUCAGGUGGUACGACUACAGCUGGUCACGUGGUAGGAUUCAAGGUGGUGGUGAUAUCAACACUGCUUUGGGUCUACUUCCUGAUAAACUCAAGACAGAACUCGCUUUACACGUCAAUCUUGCUGUACUUAAGAAGGUUACCAUUUUUCAGGAAUGUCAACCAGAAUUUUUGCACGACCUCGUAUUAAAAAUGAAAGCCUACAUCUUCACACCCGGUGACUCUAUAUGCCGUAAGGGUGAAGUAGCUAGAGAAAUGUUCAUAAUAGCAGACGGCAUACUCGAGGUAAUCAGCGAAACUGGAAGAGUUCUUACAACGAUGAAAGCUGGUGACUUUUUUGGUGAAAUUGGCAUACUCAAUCUCGACGGAUUAAAUAAACGAACAGCAGACGUCCGAUCGGUUGGGUAUUCCGAAUUAUUUAGUCUCUCACGCGAGGAUGUACUCGCAGCGAUGAAGGAUUAUCCAGAAGCUCAAGAAAUUUUACAAAAUCUUGGGAAAAAACGAUUGAUGGAAGCACAAAGAGUAGCACGUGCAUCUAGGCAACCAACAUCACCUGGACACGACUCGUCGGACAACAGUACCGGUAAAAGAAUCGUGGACAAGUUAAAAAGCGAUGUGAAAGGUUGGAAGAACGUUCUAAGAAAAAGUAGACGUAACACUAGACCAGAAGAGAGUCUAGAAUUGCAACCGUUGACAUCAAAAGCACCGUCCAGUUCAACGAAGAGACAACGACACAAGGUAGAAGGUGUACAAGAUACCGCAACAACAAACGCGAUACAAGAACCACCUGUGUCACCUCUGGGUGCUGGUCUACCUCUUCUCUCAAAGCUGAAAUUACUCAAGGAGAAAGAAGAGCAAGAAGAGAGAUGUAAUCUAAUGGAAACUCAAGUUCACGCGUCUGAACAACAGCUACCACCGGCUGAAGCACUUGUCCCAACUAAUCCUAAUUUAUCAUUCACACAAAGAGUACUCUUGUUAAAAGCUAAAAACGAGCAAGAGGCAAAAGCUCAAGCGGAAAAGGAAGCCGCGAUGAAAGAGCCUUUAUUACCAAAGAACACAACUGUAACGGAAAAUGUUCAGGAAGAUUCGAAGGAGACGCAACAAAAGGUUGUCGAUAAAAUGUCGAUUUCAAAAGUGUCGUCUUUGGUGGAGAAACGACAGUUACAAUCUACGAAUAAUGUUGCGAUACCACCGAUAAUUCCAAAAGCUUCACCCUCAAUCGCAUCAAUCGAAAAUACACCAACGACUAACGACGUUGUUGUCUCAAAUGGUACUACCAAUGCUAAGAAACCAUGGGCCAUGCUCAAAGAUGCUUCCUUAACUACUACUACAACAACAACUUUUUUGAUGUCGUCUUCGACUAUAAAGGACAAUUCACCUCAAAGAAGGUCACCAAUUAAAAGACCGCAAACGAAACAACAACAAAGUCUUGCUCAUCUCAGACAACAAACCAAAAUGUAUGCUUCCGUCGACGAUCUGUCGCCAGAAUAUUGCGGCCUACCGUUCGUUAAGAAGCUCAAGAUACUGAACGAAAGGCAAAAGCUUGCCGAACUAGAGAAAGCAGUAAGAAGUUCUAGUUUAGACUGCGGUGAAAAUUCUGAUUUCACUACUUUCGAUGGAAGUCUCACUCGUAGCCAUUCUGAAGCCUGUGCGAUUGAAUACGCGAGGAAACUUGCUAAACUCAAUCAAAUACGGGGUCUAAAGAGUCCAUCUUCACCAGCGGAACAAUUAUCACCAGAAAACGAGACACUCGAAAGGCGAGACUUAAAGAGCAUCUUGAAGAAACUCUCAGCGAGUAGUAGAACAGGUAGCUCGGAUACUUCAGCAACGAGUAUACCUGAUCGUGAAGCUGCUACUGCCGAGUUAAGACGAUUAAUGAGAGCACCAACGAUCGAGGGUUAUGCUGCUAGGCAUACGAAAUUGUCGAAAAGUGUAACCUUCAAUAAAUAUACAUUACAAAGUCCACCGUCCGAGCAGAGCUCAGGAAAUUAUCCUCUCGGCGAUCAGUUGUCUGAAUCUCAAGAACAGACCUCGCUGCCACCGCCCAAUAAAAUUACUUUCCGUCCUCUGGGCAGUGGGGCUAUUCUGCAAAUGGAGACUAGGCAACGAGAAGAGGAAUAUCUUGGAGAAUUCGUAUCGAGUAUCAAAAAAAUUAUACAAGCACGUUUAGAGGAAAUUCAAAAUAAAUUCGAACGGGAAUUCGUCUCCUUGGAAUUAGAGAUUCGUAAACGAGAUGAAAUCAUUUCACAACUUCAAGGAAGGAUACAAGAAUUGGAAGAAAAUGAAAGAAGAAAAGGUGACGAAGCAAUAGUUGUUACUGGCGAUGACAGUACAGAACACGACGCUUCCCUCGAGGAAGAUUUAGACGAUGAUAACGAGGAAGAGGAUGACGACGAUAGGGAAGAUCAUCCUUUUAUGAGAGAUGGCUCGGUGGAUACUGUUUUAACAGCUCGUUCACGUGCUUAUGGACGACCUUCGCCAACGAGCGAAUCUUCGCACAACAGAAGAUCCUGGGAAGAACAUUCUGAGGAGGAAACUUUAGAAUUACAGGAAUUACCAAGAUCGAUAGUUCCACAAAGUUUGUGGAGAGACGAAGUUGCAAUAGAUUUGGAAUCUAACAGCGAAAGUAGCAAAUCCGAAGAUGAUGAGGGUGGUUGUCGAGAAGGUAGCGAUAGCGACGACGAAGAUACCAAAAGUGAAUGUGCCAAGGAUUGGGAAGCUACGAUGCUUGCUAAAGAGCUCGAGGCGAGACAGAGAAGUAGCGAAAAUGCUAGCCCAGGUUCCUAGCGCAUUAACGAGGUCCUAGAAGUAUUCUGUUAUUUAACGAAUACAAUGCGCACCGACGAUUGGAGAAGUGCAGCAGCUGGUAGUGCAACUUUCUGUGAAAACGAUUGUCCUUACUUGCAGUUAGACUUUGAUAGUUUGACUAGUCGUAGCGAGACUAUGAUGUAGCUCUCCUUGAUCGAGUUCAAGAUUGAAAAUAAUUCGCAUGUGAAACGAAAGAGAAAGAAACAGACAGACAGAGAGAGAGAGAGAGAGAGAGAGAGAGAGAGAGAGAGAGAGAGAGAGAGGAGAAUUGCAGAAUAGUCGCUCGUUUUCUACAGAAAGGAUUCUAAUUUCUAAUGCGAAUCCAAAUGUACGUACAACUUUCGUGAACACACAAUGCCUUUUUCUUUUCUAUUUUCGAAUUCUGAAUUUAAAAAUGUUUACUUAUACAUGCUCUCUUUUUUUUCUUUUUUCUUCCUCUUCUUUUUCUUUGUUUUUUAAAUGAUCGUAAAAUGUCUCUUCUUUUUUUCUAUUUUGACUAAAGACUCGUUUUAAAAUCCUUCUCUUGCAAAUACAAAUAGUCACUUUCAAAUAUAUUACACGUAGCGAUUAUCGAAUGAUCAAACAAAAUUAUUGUCGGCUAAGAGUUACUUCAAAUCGUCACUCGUCAUUUCGACAAUUCUUUAAAAUAUUCGUCGCGUCGACUUCAUUGUCCUAUUAAUCCAUUAUUAUUAAUGUUAGUUUUAAAAAAAUAUUUUUAUUUUAUUUGAAAAAUAUACUUUCUCGCAUCUUUACAUUUGAGAAGAUAUUCGACAAUGUUUCCCAUGUUUAUCGAAUGAAACAAAAGCUAUCGGGUAAAUUUAUAAUUAUUAUUGUUUAAAUAUUUUUAUAGUAUCUUAAAUUUUAAUCAUCGAUACGAUUUAUUAAAUUAUAGUAAAAUAUACAAUAAAGUUACGAUGAAUUAUCUCAUAUAAAGAUAUUUAAAAAAAAAAAAAAGAAAAAAAAAGAAAAAAAUACAAAUUACAUAUAAAGUUUUGAAGAUACUUAUGUCAAUUUUUACGUUUAUAUAAUGCCAAAUGAUUUGUUUAUAUCUUUUGUUCUCGUUCACGAUUAACUUUUUAAAAGCUGCACCACAAAUGAAUAGACGUGUUUGAUAAAUACGAUGCAAAGUUUCAAAUGAUUUUAAAAAACACGCGUUUAUGUGUAUCCAUAAUAUAUACACAUUAUACGUGAUUCAAAAGCAAAAUGACAAAUAUAUUAAGUAUAUCAACCAGACCAAGCUCAAUAUUUCUAGAUUCUUUACAAAAUACAUCUCUAUUAAGUGACAAAGGACUAUUAAGUAAGAGAAAGAAACUAUUAAGAUAUUGUAAAUAUUAGCCUAUAAUUUAUUUAUCUAUGAAUGAGAGAAGAAGAGCGAAUGUACGAGUAGGAUAAAAAAAAAAUAACACAGAAAUAGAAAAAAUACAAGGAUAUGAGCGUCUCUGUGUGAAAGUGAACGUUAAAUUCAGUGGAUUGUGAAUGAGCAUUUUAGAUGCUGUCAUGUACCUACUACGAGGACGAAAGGAAUAUACAAUAAAGCAAACAAUGUUUUCAA